AUGUCGAACUGGAAUCAGAACGCAUCUGAAUAUUCUGAUGAAGAUGAAUACAGUGAUGAUUCAGAAUACGAUGAAGUUGAGUUAGCAGCUUGGGGUGAUCAGACCGUUACAAAGGAUGGCACAACCAACAUCAACGUGAGCGCACAAGGUUGGGAAUCGCUCAUCGAUCCUUCUGUUAAAAUAAAACCAGGCGGCAUUGGUAGUGGUCAGCUUCACCGCAAAGGUAAAAACUUUAUUCCUGUUGACGAGCAAGAAAUUAUCAACAGACGUUUGGGUCUUCCAGUACCUGGUAGCUCAGGGAAGAAGAAGAAGAAGGGAAAAGGCAAAUCAAAGUCUGCGCCAAACACUACACCAAGAUCUACUCCUGGGCCCUUUUCUUCUAGAGGACCCCCUUCAAGGGCUUCGCAAUCACCCAGACUUGUUCCACCCUCAUCCUCUGCAUAUCGUGUUAGACAACCUCCAGCUUCUGGUCCCUGGGCUUCCGGUCAACUAGCGGAAACACCUUUCUGGCAAGCUCCUGCCGCAAAUGCCUCUACAGGCACUUAUGCAUCCAAAUACGCAAGUCCUCCACCACCGGUAAACAGUGCACCAGUAUCUACUAUGCAACCUACUGCAAAUCACAAUCAAUGGUCUGCCUUUGAUACUCGUACAACAUCCGCUCAAGGACAGUAUCAACCAGCUCAGCCGCAACAACCAGCUCAACCUCAACAACCAGCUCAGCCUCAAUACCAACCUCAACUUCAGACUCAAUAUCAACCUGCUCCACAACCUCAAACUUCAACUGGAUUUAUUAGAACAUCUGCUGGAUCUGCAGCUUCUAAAUGGGCUACUCCUACGGCCACUCAAGAAGUUCGUCGUCCCCCCGUACAAUCUUUACAACAGCCACUUCAACCUCAACAAUACCAACAGCCUCCAGCUCAGCAACAACAUCAACCGGUUACAGUUCAUCAUAGAUUGGAUACACCAUGCAUAAAUUUCAAUAUCGAAUUGACACCUGGUGUUACAGCUAAAUUAGCUGUCUAUGAAAAUGACAAUGCUAUGGAAGUUGUUAAUAGCUUUGAAAGGGAUCAUCAUUUGAAUAUGUCUGAAGAUGCUAAGCAAAAGUUUGCUGCCAAAGUGGAAGGCUUAUUACAACAAUAUAGAAGACACUAG
Messenger RNA from Mycotypha africana, 1152 nucleotides. RefSeq lists its product as uncharacterized. Bases 1 to 1152 code for a protein of 383 amino acids. The record is from RefSeq and is a predicted model, not a curated record. NCBI's taxonomy places the organism in Eukaryota, Fungi, Mucoromycota, Mucoromycetes, Mucorales, Mycotyphaceae. The transcript has a single exon.